AUGACGGAUACGGUCAAGGAACGGACUUCCCUGGACCCUGGGAAAGCAGAGGAUGAGGCCGAUCCUUUGAUGGAUUCAGUGACUCGGAUCACCUCACUCUGUCCAAACUGCGAAGACGACGGGGAAACCAUUAUCAUGCUGCACAAAGUGCCGCAUUUUAAGGACCUCCUCAUUUCCUCCUUCAGCUGUCCCCACUGCAACUAUUCGAAUCGAGAGGUCCAAGCGGCAGGGAGUUUGGCCUCUCGUGGGGUGCACAUUUCCUGCAAGGUGGCAUCUUCUCUGGAUUUAAACCGUCAAGUUGUCCGCAGCGAGCACUGCACCAUGAAGAUACCAGAGAUAGAACUUGAAAUCCCAGCCUCUAGAGAGAGGGCAGAGUUGAACACUAUUGAGGGCUUUGCGGUAUCCUUCGCGGAAAACCUAAAGUGUGCUGCUCUGUAUCAAACCCAGAUCAACGAAACGCAGACAGCCGAACGCCUGACGCAGCUUGUGGAAAAGCUACGAGACAUGGCUGCAGGCAAGCAACCCUUUGUCUUGGAGCUUGACGAUCCCAGCGGAAACAGCUACGUAGAGAGCUUGGAUUACGCUUCUGAUAAGGCAGAGGAAUCAAGCCUCAAGCGGCCAGAUGCAGAGGUAAAAGCAGAUGCGCAGAGCACGCGGACAAGUGCAAAUAGUGAGAAUGUAGCAAACAAUCAACACCAAGGACAGGAAGCAGAGCACCAACAGGCCGUAAAACCGAGCGAUAACGGCCUUACUGUAAGGUAUUACGAGCGCACCAAAGAACAGCUUCACGCAAUGGGAUACUUUGAAACACAAGAAGAGCCUGAGGAAAGCAAAACAGAAGAAAAGGCUCCCUCCGGGGCCGAGUUCGCAGAGGAUGCUCUGAAAGAUGAGGCGUUGCUCCUACCCGUGGAGUGCCCGCAUUGUGGAACCAGUACAGCCAACAAAGUAUGCCAAGUAGACAUACCAGGGUUUAGACAGUGCCUCAUCUUUGCGUUUUCUUGCCCCAAUUGCGGAGCCAAGAACUCGGAAAUCAAGGCUGCGGGGGCCUACGGCUUGGCAGCUAGAAGGUGGAUCCUUACGGUUUCGGACAGCGGUGACUUGAACCGAGACGUCUUAAAGGGAGAUACUGCAAGCGUUGAGAUUCCAUCCCUUGACUUUUCGAUGGAGGGAGGUGCAGAGGCGGGAACUCUGACGACAAUUGAGGGCUUGAUCAAGUCCCUUAGAGAGGGCGUAUCUGAGAGCGCGCCCUUUGCAGUGGGAGAUUCUGCUGCUGAUGCUUCCAGGAAGCGAAUGGCUUACGUUUGCGAACAGCUGGGUCAAAUGCAGGAGGGCCUACCCUCAGUCCUUCCCUUUAAGCUGAUUAUUAACGACCCAGCAGAUAUGUCAUUCGUGGCCCUGAGGAACAAAGAGGCAGAAGCACAGAAGGCUCCCCCUUUACAAAUCGAUGCUUCUACCCACGUAGAUGGGGAUGCAGCCAAGGCCCUUGCAGCAGCAGCAGCAGCAGCAGCGAAGGUCCCUGGUGCCGCCAUCACUGAGGCAGAACUGGAGAAGAAGCUUGAAGAAGCCAAGCCUGGUGAAGUUCUGUGGAGCUCUGACCUAGACAAAACUUUGAGGGUGGAGGUAUACAAGAGAACGGUCGAACAAGACGACGCUUUGGGCCUGCUCGAUAUGAAGACCUAA
Molecule: messenger RNA, 1680 nt
Organism: Cyclospora cayetanensis
Lineage: Eukaryota; Apicomplexa; Conoidasida; Eucoccidiorida; Eimeriidae
Product: zinc finger protein ZPR1
Exons: 7
Coding region: 1-1680 (559 amino acids)
Cellular component (GO): nucleus; cytoplasm
Molecular function (GO): zinc ion binding
Source: RefSeq, a predicted model, not a curated record